Molecule: messenger RNA, 12336 nt
Organism: Porites lobata
Lineage: Eukaryota; Metazoa; Cnidaria; Anthozoa; Scleractinia; Poritidae
Source: the annotation of a GenBank genome assembly
GAGUUUGGAAGCUAUUCCUUCCGGUUAUAGGAGCGCUUGUUUCAGUCAUUGUUAAGGAAAUUUGACAUGGUUCUCGAUAUUAAAGCUACAUUCAUGUGACUGAAAUCAAAACACUCAAAACUGGGCAUCAUGUACUUCGAUCAAGGAGAGCAGAGGGAACUGAAAGUUUCCGUUAUGUGGAAACGAGCCCAGGGAAAAAAGAAAGUGCUCACUUCAUUGAACUGGAAAGAGCGAGUGUUUGUUCUCACCCCUAAAACUCUCAACUAUUUUGAAGGCUCUGCAGAGGUAAGGAUAUGCAAAUACCUUAAAAUGAUGUAAAUUGUACUUUGAACGCAAUAUUUCAUGUCAUAGAUCGAUUGUUUUAUCUCCGAGUUUGUGCGUUUUGCACUAAACACUGCAUGAGCUUUAAUCUGCUUUAAAUAGCUAGCGGUAGAAUGUUUUUUUAUCGAUCUCUGCUGAAAUGUAAGUUGCUCGAAGUUUCUUGAUUUGUAUGUUAAUGAUUAAAUCAUCCUUGGUUUGCAAAACUCCUUAACUGAUUUCUUAACACUAUGUUAGCAACAAUCUGUGGUACGACGAAUUAGCGUUUUUAAAUUUAAGUUAAUUAUUUAUGUUAUGCCCUCCUUGUUUAAGCACUAAAUUUAACCUUGAGCUUAUUUAUUUAAAUCAAAGUUUCUUUCAUACCAGUUUUAAACUUUUACAGAGAGGAAACCUUAAUAUACCAACCCAUUAUGGACUAAAAGAGUUCCAGAAAAUAUCCCUCCCCUACCCCUGUAGCUGCAAUAUUUUAUUCCUCAUGCCUCUGGAAAUAUACCCAUAUAUUUUCAACUGAUUCUAUAAAUGAAUAAUUUUACCCCCUCCCCUCAUACUCCUCUAUUUUGGGGGAAUUGCAAUUUAUUUUUAACCCCUGCAAAAUAACUCCUGUCAAAAUGUCACAAAACACAGAGGAACUGGAACAGUCAGUCCAUUGAGUUACAAUCUUAGUGGUUGCAUUUUCAUGAGGGAUGUUUUGGGUUGCUUAGUGAGUGUUAACUGAGUAGAAAUGGCUAUGAAAACAAUUUUGUUUCCAACUUGCUAAGUUUACUGAGUUGGGGAAUUUGAUCCCAAAAACAAUGAAACAAAGAACUCCUUAGAUUGAAGCCAGGAAAAAAAAGCUGCUUAAGCUAGUUGGUAAUUAACAUCAAGUCAUUUUCAUCUGCUUCUAAGAGCUAUUAACCUGAACCUACUUUGAAAUAUGUUUUAUACUGCUAAGUCCGUGGAUGGAGUAAGUAAUCUAUCGCGUCACGAGAGUGUUAGGCAGGAAAAACUGCCUUGUGAAAACACAUGCGGCAUGGAGGUCACAAACUUCAUGUUAUACGUGAGUAUGGGUUGCUGACAUCUGAAGUACUUGGCUCCUGUUAAAAUUAUGUUUAUGAUAUUUUUUUGAGCAGAAACGUGGAAAACGGAAAGGAAGUAUACCUCUAAGCUCAGUGAAAGCAGUAGAGUUUGUUGAAGACACUGCAUUUGACCAAGUCAAGAAAUACUGCUUCCAAGUGAGUUCAGUAUAGUCUGAUUGAUGAACCUCUCAUGGAGUUGUGCAUGAGGUGCUUGGAAUAAGGUCUCUAUUGACUCCUGAUCAAAUAUAAAAUGCAGAGUAACUGUGAGACAGUCAUUGUAGACUGCUAUAUUGUUUGCUCAUAAUGUAUUUAUUAUAGAUUUUUUCAUAUUACAGGUACAUGUGUGAAUUCCAAAUCUUGUAAUGUUUACAUGUAUUUCAUAUGUCUAUUUGUGAAUGUUCUGACAAAGACUGAAACACAUGUUCAGACCAUGGUCAACUUGAUAUGCAGUCAUUAGUAAUUGGUUGGGUGAUGUCUGCUAAAAUCUGUUUCACAAAUUAAUAAUAUAAUAAAUUAUUAUAUUAUAUAUCCACAGGUUAAGUACACCAGGUAAGGACUAAUGAAGGCACUACCAUAUAUUUCUGCUGCUCAACAGGUUGUCUAUGAUGAUCUGGUUUUGUACAUCAGUGCAAAAACCGAAGAUGAAAGAAAAGACUGGGUGGAUUCCAUUCAAGAUGGUACUUAAAUAGAUUCCAUUUUUUGUUGAUAAAGACAAAGAUGAUUUAUGAGGAGCCUUAAUGCUCUCACUCCUAGACCAUUGUAUAACAGGAUUAUUUGUCACCCUUACUAUUAAAUCUGUGGAUGAAACCCUGUGGGGUUACCAUUCAAGUAAUUAAAGCCUCUUUGCCAGACCUUUUGGUUAUCACUAGAGGUCUUUGAUGUGACUAAGGUAAAAUUAAUGGAAGUGUAUAAAGUCAUAAUAGUACUUAAAUUUAAAGGUAAGGGUUGCAUACAUUAUACAUCUGAUAAUAACACUUUGUUUCUAGAAUGUAGUGGUAAUAAGUUUCUCCUUAUGGAAUACCAUCCUGGAAUUUUUAUAAACAAGUGGACAUGCUGUGAUGGGAGGGAGAAGACAGCUCAAGGUUGUCAGAAAUCUUUUGCUGCAAGUGAGAAAGAUGGUUAUCAAGGUAAGAGCAAACAUUUUAUACACUACUAUGAAUUACUUGAAUUUACCAAAAAUGUUCCUAAAGUUGCAAGUAUAAGUAUGAUUAAUGGAAUCUGAAGCUCAUUUUGAUGCCCCAGACAUGAAGGGGCAAGAGUUUUGGGAGAAUAAUAUUAUUAUUUCAAGUGACUGAGUUUGAAAUCCUGUACUUGUACUCAAACUCAUACUCAUAGUCAAAUCUUAAUGUCGCUACCUUCUAGAGGAGGUGCCACAAAUUGCCUUGGCAGAGACACUUAAUGAUGAACUUUCUCUAAGACAGAGACCACUGGGAAGUGAAUAAAGUAUCUGACUUUAUUAGAAAGGAGGUGUGUGUGGCUGAGCGGUUACAACCUUGAACUCUGGAUCUGGAGGUCUGGGUUUCAAGCCUUGCCUGUUGCGUUGUUUCCUUAGGCAAGGUACUUUACCCAACUUUGUCUCUCUUCACCAAGGUGUAUAAAUGGGUAUAAAUGGUGGGGGGGGGGGGGGGGUAACCCUGCGAUGGACUAGUAUCCGUCCAGGGGGGAGUAGUGAUACUCCUGGGCAUGCUUCAUGCUACAGAAACCGGUAUAAGCUCCAACCGUUUGGGCCUUUGGCUCAUCUGGCCUUCACCUUACCUUUAUUACAAAGGGUGUCGUUUUUGUAGAAGGUUAAAGGCAGGACUAAUCAUGGGCAGUUGAACAGACAGACCUCUAUGUUUAGCGAGGAGUCUGUCUGGUCAACCCAGUAUGGUUGUCAGAUGAAACGAAUUUUAGGGCAAGGAGCCAGUAAAAUGUUAUAGUACUUACAGGGUGUUAACAUGUAAAUAUGAUAUAUGGGCAUGUGAUUAUCUACCAUUUUGGUAUUAUUUCCUUUUUGUAGGCGACAGUUACACUCGUUCAUCAUUUAUAGCAACUCAGCCCUUGCCUCCCAUCCCUUCUGAAGUAAGUACCUUUUAGAAGCUAGUUAAUAAUACUGUGUUCAGUAGGGUCAAGGUUUGAGGGCCUCAGUGCCCCCCCCCCAACCAUCCCAAGUCCUCCCCCACCCCAGUAAUUGUCCGCCUGUAGAUUAUUUUCCGCCCUACACAUGUUGUUAUGGUUUGUUAUGAAAAUGUGGCUCAAUUUUGUCUUCAGUUAAUUAAUAUUGAUUCCUUUUGUUCUGUGUUGUGAUUUAACUUAAGAAUAAAAGUGAACAACCAGCGGUGCCUGCACCAGUUCCCAGAGAAAGAAAAGAACCUGAAAAAAAAACUGAAGUUGUAGUGGCCAUUUAUGACUUCAGUGGAGCUGAACAAGGCGACUUGUCUCUCAUCAAGGUUUGUUUAUGUAAAUAUGAGUAUUUUAGUGUGUAUAUUAUUUAAAAGCAGAAAGAAGUUUUAGGUCUGUAAGUGAACCUUGUUGUCUUGGUUUCAAUGCAUCAUAUGCCCAUACAUGGCUUGAUAGAUAACACAUUGUGCCAGUAGAUCAUGGUAAGUCAGAAACCUUGACAGAAUGGACAUGGCAAGUUCCAGCCUUGAGCAGCAUAUCAGCAGAAGUAAUUUUGCAGUUGUUUGUUUUUUGACCUCACUUUCUGUUUAACACUGCUCAUAUGGUGAAGUUGCAUAGUUCCAAUAAACAUUGUUGUCUUAUUUUUAUCAAACUCUAAAGUCAACGUUUUGGAUGUUGCUUGGUGUAUUUCUUUUCAAGGCAGUUACAGCUGUAAGGAUAAAAAAUAUAAUUAUUUUGUCUAGUCAGUGUUCCAUCAUUUUGUUAAUCUCCUUUGUUCUCUUUUAUUAGGGAGAACAGGUAACAGUCCUUGAUAAACAAACAGAUCAUUGGUGGAUAGCCAAAAAUUCAAGAGGGUUUGUAAUGUUUGUAAAAAAUAAUGCAUUAGAAAACAAUAGCAUUGUUUGGGCAUCUCAUUGAGUGUUUUUUAAUAUUUUUCAGAGAAAGUGGUUUCAUUCCAAGUAAUUAUGUAAGAAGGCUAGGAUUGGAAAGUGAAAGGUAUGUUUAAGUCCCUUCUGUUUUCACCAGAGAGAUUUUAAAUGCGUAUUUGUUUCAUGUAGGACUGAUGGACUUUAACCAUAAUGUGAAGGGUCUGUCUGCUUAACUUUGACCAAUCUAACAUAGCUGAAUUUACGAAUGAAGCUUCUCAGUUCUAGGACUCUUUAAACCUGUAGUGAUCCAAAGUUCACCUGAUCUCCUUAGGGCUCAAAAUAAUUUUUGGACAUCGGACGGACACAAUCACCAGCCAAAGAAAAUUCUGUUUGGUCAAGUCUUCAUUUCUGACCAGUCAAAAUAUUGGGGAAAAUAGUUAACUGAUCUUUGUGUAAUUUUUUAUUUGUAUUUUUACAAAGAGGCAAAAAUCUAAGAUUUACAGGUGAGGAUUUGGCUGUUUGUUUAAGAACGAGAGUACAAUGUGCAUAACCAGUCAACAUGUCCAGCGAGUAAAGUUUUUGGCUUGACUUCUGGGGGGACAUUGUCCAUUGACCGACUGUUAUUUUGUGUCCUACUCAAAUUUUGUCUGUAGCUAUUGAUAUUUUUGAACUACAUUUACAUAUGACAAAGUUAUUAACACAUAUUUUAAAUCAUUUUAAAUCUAACUGUGUGCUGACAUCCGAGCUUACUGUUCACAUGUUAAAAUGUAUUGUAAGAAAGCACAUCUGUUGUCCUCUCAUUCACAACUCUUCAUUCAUUCAUAACAAUAACUGCAAUUUUAUUUUUAGCUGGUUCCAACCUGAAAUGUCUCGACAGUUGUGUGAGGAUGUUUUGAAAAAGGAGGUGGGUAAAUCAUUGUUGUGAGAAGUAGCUGCAAAUGUUUUAGUAUUUUAUCUGAACAAAGAUACCUUUACCAAUUUAUUCAGGCAGUUCAUAAGAGAAAUGCGUCCUAAACAUAUUUUUCAGGGUAAAGAGGGCUGUUUUGUAGUCCGAAACUCAAGUAGAGAGGGAAUGUACACCUUGACUGUUUUGUAAGUGUUUUUCCCUUUUAUUUAUUUUUUGUUUCUUUAUUUAUAAAUUUUAUUAACCAUUCUAUUCUUUUGAAGUUUUGCCAUCAUUAAGCUCUAUCAUCUAUCUACAUAAGUGUUUAGGGCAGUAUAGAGCAUUGCUAUAUUUGUUGUGAACUGUUUAUGAGCCUCUUUCCAUUCAGUUAACAGACAUUAAUAUUACUUCUUUUCUGCAUUUGUACGCAAGUGAAACAUAACAUUAAACUCUUAGCUAGGAAACCCAGCCAAUAAUAUCUGUUUUAGAAGGGAAGUGACUCCAACAGUUAAUCUCCUCUUAGAGAGAUGUGGUGCUGCCCUUAAUGCCAUAUAGUGGUCAAAUGUAUAAUUUCAGAAUAUUUUGUUAUAACAUCUUGGGAAAUGGAUAGUUCUGUGCAAAAGGUCUUCCAAAGAGGUUUCAUUUAAAUGGUACAUUAACCAAGGAUUUCAUCCUCAGUUUUUACUUAGAGUGAAAAAGGAUCACACCAUCAUGGUCUUGAUCUAGAAGUGAAAAGGAUGUAAACCAGAGGUUAUAAGCUUUUGAUUUGUUACUCUAGGCAUGGAGACCAUGUUCGGCAUUAUCACAUCAAGGAAGAUUGUGGGCAGUUGUAUAUAUCAGAGAGACAUAGAUAUCCAACAGUGUCUGAACUCAUCAAUUAUCAUCAGCAUAACAGUGGAGGUACCUUUAUAUUACUGAUGUGUUUCUGUUGACUGACUGUAUUAACCCUUCAAACCACAGUAUCUACAUACAAUAUAUUAAAGUGUCUCAUGACUGAUCUGACCAAAAAUGCCUUGUUGCCAUCAAUUAAUGUCAUACAACUCACUUGGACUCUUGGACUUGAAGAUUACUACCACACAGGUUGUUGAAAUGUCAGUCAUUGUCAACAGCAGUCCUAUUCUGAACUAUGCUCGCCAGGACAAUCAUGCUACACCUAUUUACAGAUGUAUUAUAAACAAUAUCCAUCCUCAGAGACCCAGGAGAUGCUGUUUGCCGAUUGGGCACAAUAAUACAAAGCAUUUUUGUGCCCAAUCAGGAGCCAACGUUCGCUUAAGCAUUUGGAAAUGGUCCAGUGAGAGUGGGUACCCAGAGGCUUUUCCGCCUGUGCUUGAAAACUUUUAGUGCACCAUUUCUCCCAGCCCGACUGACCGCCCCUGGGUCUCCAAGGAUGAACCAUAUCAAGACAGGCUGUUAAUUUUAACCCCUUGCCUACUAGAACCAAAUACAUCCAGCAACCAGCAACCUUUCUCAACGACCAGAGUUCCUUUCUUAAUGACCAGACUUUUGGUGAUUUCAUUUGUCUGAGGACAUAUAUAUAUGUCCUGGGUUGCUGAAGGACCCCACACAGGAUGUAUAUAUAUGUCCUUUCUAGACAAGGGGUUAAUUAAACUGAAUAAUUUUGCAUAAAACAUUAACAUUUAAUGUUGUAUUCCAGGCUUAGUUACUAGACUAAGGCAACCUCCUUCAUUUGGUCAGGCACCAGUAGCGGCAUUUGGUCAUGGUAUGUAGUUGCCUAAAAAUAUGAUGUAUCUUUUAUAUAUUUGAAUAUUCACCCCCAUGACUGACACCUCUAAAAUAUACACUUGUAAAUGUUAGUUAAUAGUUUGGUAAUGCUAAAAAGAGACAGUAUAGCUUGUAGCAAAAUUGAGAUUAUAUUCAUAGCUGUCCCUUCUUUCCUUGUAGAUGUAUGGGAAGUGCCCAGAUCAGAAAUAGUGCUUGGAAAGGAGUUAGGUUCAGGCCAGUUUGGGGUGAGUGUAAAUCAUCUUUUUUAACUACUGUAUUGCAAAAUGGAUGAUGGACAAGUAAGUCAGCCAGCUCCCAGCUGGAGGCCCUUGAUCCCUUCCUUGACUGGUAAAUACUGCAAACCUAAUAUUAUUAUAAGCCUCCCAACUGAAACAGCUGACAGUUCAGGCACCUGUCAUACUGAUAAAACAGCAGAGAACUAGCUACUGGUGAUCUGCAAUUUCUGGAUAUUUCCUUACAAUAAUAAUUUCCUAGUAGGGUAACUUUGUAAGGGCAGUGAAUAUCGAGUAGCUGAUAAUGCUGAGAUAUUCAUUUUUCAUACAACAGACUGUGAGACAAGGCUGGUGGCAAGAGACUCCUGUGGCUGUUAAAAUGAUGAAGGAAGGCGCCAUGUCUGAAGAUGACUUCAUUGAUGAAGCAAAAGUCAUGACGUAAGUGCAGUUAUUUACCUCCUUAAUACAGACACUUUUGUGAAAAAACCUAGUGGCCGCUUUACAGAAGUGUAACAGUUCAUUUAAUGCAAGGCACAUGGGAAGCCUGUGUAGAACUUUUCCACACCCUAAACCUCCUCCUAGAUUUCUGAAAAACUGAAACCUGCAAAGACGCAACCUAAGGGUUAAAAGUAAAACAUAAAUUUCAAUAUUGCGUCGUUUGUUUUGUUUUUUGAGGCAGUGGCACAAAAGUUUUUGAAUUGAUCACAAAUUACUGAAAUUUAAAAGCAAACUAGACGCUUAAUUAAUAAAAACGUACAUGGUUGCCUCUUGCUUUUCUAACAAGCCAAUGAAUGUUUUGCACUGCAGAAAAUUCCACCACCCUCAUCUGGUUCAGCUGUUUGGUGUUUGCAGCGAGAAACCCAUUUAUAUCAUCACAGAAUUUAUGACACAAGGUGGGAUAUUAUUUUUAUUAACGCUGAUUGAAUUAACCACAAUCAGUGUUUUUCUGUCGUCUUGUAACCUCUCUCCUUCUUAUAAUUUCACUUUUCCUGAUCAGUAAUGACCCUAUAAGAUAUUAUGUUAAAAGAAGCAUUCAAACUUGAGAGAAAAACGCUGUACACUUAUUCUCUUUAGUAUGUUGCUAGCCAACCUGCUUUCAGAGAUUUUGUUUUAAGAGGAAACGAAAGAAAACUUCUUUGAAUUUAGCUGUUAGCUCGCGUUAGAGAUUAACUCAUGAUUUAUUUUGUUGAUAAUUUAGGAUGCCUUUUAAACUAUUUACGGAAGAAUCAAAUUCGCCUGCAACCUCCACAAAUGACAGAAAUGGUUCGACAGGUAGCCUAUGCUAUGACUUAUCUGGAAAGUAGGAACUUUAUCCACAGAGAUCUGGUAAGUUAAAAUGAAAGCAUUUUGGAAUUGGUGUUAUGCAACUGUUGUUAGAGAGCUUAGGAAAGUACGCCACCACAACUCAACGGGACGGCAGAAACACAAAAAACAAAACAAAAAAAAAACCAUGAUAGGGUUGAGUGAGUAAAACAAAACUUCUACACGUGCGUCAGUAUUUCAACCAACUCCGACCUUCUUAAAUUUCAAACUGAGUGCCCUUACUUAGUAAUGCUGCUAACUGAUGUCAUCAUUUUUGUCAUCUUUAAUCAGGCAGCAAGAAACUGUCUCAUAGGAGAUAAUAAUAUAGUAAAAGUAGCGGAUUUUGGUUUAGCGAGGUGAGUUAUUUUUUUUCUUAUUAGAAAUAGUGAACUACUUGAUGUUUUAAGUUGUGUUCACACGUGUGUCAUAAAACUAAGUGAAUGUUUUAUUUGGACCCGUCAGAGGAACACCAGGGGCAACUGAACAAUCUAAGGAGUCAAGCGCGAGAAACCGCUUCUGUUCAAUUCAAGUCGUGAAUCUUGAAUCGGUUGAUUUUUUUCUCAUUGGUUGAUGGAGUGUGGCGUUAGAUUUUAUUGACAAAUUUCAAAGCUUGGCGAUGCAGAUAAAUGAAAGCGAUCGUGAAGUUACUUUCAACUCUCCACUGUUUUCUCCGCUAAAAAACCAAGCUUUAUGUUAAGUCUCUAGAGUGGUUAAUACUACGACUAAUAUUAUUAUUCUUUCCGACAGAUAUGUCAUUGACGAUGAAUACACGGCAUCAGAGGGUACAAAAUUCCCUAUAAAAUGGGCCGCCCCAGAGGUCAUUCUCUAUACUAAGUUCAGUAGUAAAUCGGACAUCUGGGCUUUUGGUAAGACGCCAUUCAAGUUACUGUUUAAUACAUCUCGCUGUAUUUAUGUUGCUUUUCUGUUUGUCCUCGUCGUUUUUCCUGUCUGGUUUCCUUUUACAUUGCUGCCUUUAGUUUUGACGAAUUGAACAGGCAUAACUCAGUGAUAUAUAUUGGUAUUGAUAGGUAUUUUAACCUGGGAAAUAUACACUGGAGGAAAACAGCCUUAUCCCGCAAUCAACAACACCGAUGUUGUUCAAAAGGUUAGCACUCUCCUCCUCAGCUGACGUAGCUGAUAAAAGUUUACUUCUCCCUCCCCAGUCUUCUCUUGGCGCGCUUUGCACCUCGAAUAUUUUUUCAUUCCUUUUAUUAUUUUUUUUGAUACCUUAGCCAUGUUUUUUACGGCUGAAUGAACCACUUGGAGUAUAAAUGUUCUUAUCAGAAGAGUUGUUCUCAUUAAGGCAAUAGGAUAAUUUCAUUAGUUUGCUUGAUCUCAGUAAGGAGACGAGACUGAAAAAAGAUUUGCAUACCGGCUAAGAUCAGGUUUACGUAGAUCCCCUGCUUCGGUUUCCAUCUCCCUAAACGGACCUCCUCGCUCUUCGCCCGCAUAAAAAGGAGGUGCCAAUUUUCAGUUCAUGUAACGCAUGGCUAACGCAUGUCUAGCAAGGUAAGAUUCUUGCCUAAUCCCUAGGCCUCAUUAUUCCGCGCGGCUAAAGCGUUUCGGUUCACGUGGUCCAGUCGACCGAGAGGAACUGGGAAAACGCCCGUACCGGGAAAGUAAGAUUCAAGGUUGCGCGCACACAAUAGUCUCAUCUUUUCCAGUUAAAGUACUAUUUGAAGAGCUUUUGGUUUCAAAGAUGCGAUAGUUUUUUAAUUUCUUUACUGAUCAGUGAAAAACCAGUGAUGUUUGUUUAACAGAUUCUGAAUGGUUAUCGACUACAAAAACCAACAAGGUGUCCUGAAGAGAUGUAUAGAAUUGUGGAGAGGUGUUGGCAUGCGGUAAGCUGUUUGCAGUGUCGCAGUAUUUUUUUUCUCUGUGGUAUCAGGUGGAGUUACUCUUUUUACGAGUGAAGAAGUGUGAUCAAAGUUCACAGACACUAUAAAAGAGUUAAGAGUAUAGAUUAUUUGAACCUCGGAGACGGAACAAUACCGUGGAAAAAGAGAUUUUUUCAGUUAUGUCGGGGUUUGUCUUGGUUUGCUUUUGCGAUGGGAUAUAAAAAUACUGCGUGGGAAAAUCCUGAAAAAAAUUGAUUCGCGUCUACCUUUUUGUUGCGUUGUUGGUGAAAAGCCUUGUUACUAACUUAAACUUUUAGCUAAUCAGAGGUACAACACAUAGUGAUUUUCUAAAAGUUCAAUCCAAUCAGAACUUUGUAAAUCUUGGCGCUUUUCCUUCGAAAGUGUCUUCAAGAAGGAAAAACUUUCUCUUAAUAUAGUUGUUGUUGUUGUUCUUUUCCCCAAGGAACCAGAGUACAGACCGGCUUUCGCGUCAGUCUACAGAAGUAUUGUAGAGUUUACUGGUGAAGAUUACGACGAAACUGUCGAAUAAUAACGAAUGAAAGGAUGGCUCAAAGACUAUUUUAAAUGGAAAAAUUAAAUCAAUUUAUAUGCAAAUUCAAGAGAGAUAUAAAUUUUGUAGUGAAACGUCAUUGUAAUCAUAUUGGUUUUGAUGUUUUUUGAAUGAGAAUGAUUGGUUGUAGAUAGAAAAUUUCAGCAACAUGAGAUAAUUGAUGAGACCUGUAAUAGCAUGUUAAAAUCGUGUUGGUGAAUUGUUGUGUACUGUACUGAAUGUUGUGCAGACGAAUUUUCCUAACACGCAGGUCACAGUUCAAAGCGAUUGAAGUUGCAUGUAAUAAGCAGACAGGAGUGUUUUGUCAACAAUUUUAGAUUUGAUAAGACACGGACUGGAAGUUUAUCGAACGGCUUUAAAACCUUUGGUAUUUUUCUGUCAAUUCUCCAAAGCUAACCUUCGCUUUAAGGUUGAUGUUUUGUAAGGACAAUUAGAAGUGAUGAUGUAAGGCAGUCAAUUAAGAUAAAUUCAUUUUUGUUUCACCUUAUGUUUUUGAAGAUGGGUUUAUUUUAAAGUUUUUAACACUCAGUUUCUGUAAAUAAACUAGCAUAGUGUAUUGUAUCAAGCUGACGCCAACAAAAGAACUCUGAAGAGAGCAUUUCAAAGUACUCAACAGGGCGAUAUAAUUAAUUGGUUCUUUUGACACCAGUUCCCCUUACUGAAUGGUCCGUUGGAGUCUACUAGUGUUCUGAUUAGAAAUAGGGUUCGGAUUUCAGGCUCUUUUCUGUGUUACGUUUCCUGCAUUCCAGUGAAGAAUAGUUUCAUAUUUAGCGAGUUUCCCCAAGACUAUGUUUCAAAACGAGGCUAAGUGCGAAUCUUUUGAUAUGAAAAUGCUUUUUUAUUCUCGUGCAAUUAAAACUCAUUUUCACAUGAACGGUUCUGCACUCAGCCCCGUUUUGAAAGUGAGAGUUUUUGGAACUCGGAUAUGGCCUAAUCGGUUACGGGAGUAAGUUUUCUUUGAGUGAAACGAGGCGCGUAUCGCUGAGUCAAAUGGUGCAUUACCUUCAGUUAUAUCCAAGUUUUGAUGAAAAUAUACGGAAAGAGUCUUACACACGUUGUCGUAUAACAUAAGUAACUUAAUAUCUGCUGCUUUCCAUUUAAACUGUUCAUUCCGUAUUCUGUGGUGCAUUUAUUCUUUUUUCUAAUAAAGCAUCAUUUUAAAUUAGUUCCUCAGAAACGUGACUGAGAAGUUGCUAUUGUCUAGUUUUUGUUAUGCCGGUUGGUUUUGGUUUGAGACACUUGAUACUCGCCUAGAACUGGCUGUUUAUAGUAAAAGUAUAUUUUAUGCUAGUUAUCACUUUGCAAAAAAUACUGUAGAUAAUUUGAUAAACUAAAUUUUACAUUAGUUUGCUUAUUUACGUACACAAGUUUAUUAUAAAAGAAUGAACGGUAACGCCAGACGUUCUACCUAGUGUUUGGACGUUACUUGAAAAAGUGCAAUAAAG